Sardina pilchardus (European sardine) is the source of this 3794-nucleotide messenger RNA. RefSeq names its product CD109 antigen-like. The record is from RefSeq and is a predicted model, not a curated record. NCBI's taxonomy places the organism in Eukaryota, Metazoa, Chordata, Actinopteri, Clupeiformes, Clupeidae. The coding region runs from base 1 to 3081 and encodes 1026 amino acids. Gene Ontology annotation, cellular component: extracellular region. The transcript has 23 exons.
AUGGACCAGAGGCCCCUGCGGUCAUCUGAGAGCGAGAAGGGUGUGCAUGUCAGGGUGGUCCAGCUGAGGGCUCAGCAGGAAGAGGAACACGAGGACUCAGGACCCCGGGGCCGAGGUGAUUCGGUAGCGGAGGUGGCCACGCGAGACGUCACACACACCCUGCCUGAGGACGGGAAUUUACUCGUCCAGUUUCACAUCCAGGAGGAGGCUGAGAAGAUCAUAAUCCAGGGCUGUGUGAGAUCUGACUGUCAAUCACAGUUUGUGCACAAUCACUUAACGAGCACAAACUCGAUGAGAGGGUGCUCAGUGGUUGAGUUCCUGUCAGCUGAAAAGAUUCUGGUGUUGUGCAGGACAUCACUGUCACCUAGUGGAUCCUAUAUUCAAAUCUGCCCACCAAGCCAAUUAGCACAGAUCGAUGUCCCCUUUCAACUAAAGAUUGGCAGUAAAUAUUCUGUUAAUGAAUUGUAUUAUGUGAUGACCUCCAGAGGACAGGUGGUCGCAACUGGACGAGAGACGUCCUCUUCUGACGUUCUCACACCCGCACGGUCCAGGACUCCAGAGGCCUGCGUCAUUCUCUUCCACCGAGUCACCUCAGGACAGGUGUUGGGUGACCAGGUAGAGUAUAAGACAAGCAGUCCUGAAGCUGAAUAUGCCUGCAAUCUGACUGUACUGACAGAUGCCAGCCUUCAACUAAGUGGACAAAUAGGAGCUUUUGAAUAUGCGGUGGGACCAGCCGUGACUAAUACUGAGGGAGAGGAGAAGACACGCAGCAUGGAAACGGAGUUUUCAGACCCCUCGACUUGGACGAGGAGAGACAUGAGUGACAUCAAAGCCACAAGUCUGCGUCUGGUAUCUGCGGUUCCCUUUUCCUUGAGGAAAGCCAAAGCAAGAGUCCUGCUGAAUGACCAGAAUCCUGGCCUUGUCUCCAGGCUGAGAAGAGCAACUGCUGACAAAACCCUUACUUGGUCAGUACACCUACCUCCAAGUUUGAUCAAAGGUGAAGAGUUAAUUUUAGAGGUCAGGCUAUUAAACCAUCUCCAGCAUGACACCGAGGUUAUUGUGGUAGUUGAGGAGAGCCAGAUGUUUGAGCUGGUCCUGACAGACACCAGUGCUGUGUCAACGCCCAACAAACAGACCCUGGCAGUGAGCGCUCUUGGACAGGCUUGGGCACUGUUCCCCAUACGGCCACUGGUGGUCGGAGAGAUACCGUUCUCCAUCCUCGUGCUGUCCUCAGGGAUAGAGAAUAGCACAACGGCCAAACUACUAGUAGUGCCGCAGGGCCAUCAGCAGACCUUCUCCCAGUCUCUGUUUCUGGACAUUCCACCGACCAGGAGCAACCUAUCGAGGGAGCUGCAGUUCACGCUGCCUGAUGGAGUGGUCCCGAACACCCAGAGGGCUCACGUGGCUGUGGCUGGUGAUAUCCUUGGCCCGUCCAUCGCUGGUCUGGCUUCACUCAUUCAGAUGCCUCACGGCUGUGGGGAACAGAACAUGAUAGAAUUUGCUCCCAGUAUUUACGUACUGCAGUACCUGUCCAGAGCCUCGAUCGUCAACGAGGAAAUAGCCGGUAAAGCUUUGGCAUACAUGAAAGAAGGAUAUAAUCGAGAGCUGUCAUACCUGCGGGACGACGGGUCAUUCAGUGGAUUUGGAGAGCGCGAUCCCUCUGGCAGCACGUGGCUGACUGCCUUUGUUCUAAGAUGUUUCUUGCAGGCCCAGGCUUUCAUGCGGAUUGAUCAAAGCAUACUCUCCAAGGCCUUCUCGUGGCUGGCGGAGCAGCAGACUCCUGACGGCAGCUUCACUGAGCCCGGGAGGGUCGUCCACACGGAGCUACAGGGCGGUCUAGACGACCCGGUGUCCCUCACCGCUUACGUCCUCAUCACACUCUUGGAGGACCAAGCCCAAACGGGGCUGUUCCCAGGUAACGUGUCCAAAGCCACGGAGUUCCUGGAGACGCAUCUGUCCAGUGGCAUCUCCAGCAGCUACUGCUUGUCCCUGGUGUCCUACGCUCUGUGUCUGGCCAGCAGUCUGAAUGCACAAAAUGCCAUCGAUGAGCUGACGAGUCGAGCAGACAUUAGAGAUGGCGUUCCGUUCUGGAGCUACAGGGAUGCUGACCUGACCGAGUCCUGGCAGCCCUCCUCAGCAAGCGUAGAGAUUGCUGGGUACAUGCUGCUCAGUCUGUUCAAGCAGGGUAAUAUUGUGGAGAGCAUCGACCUCAUGAAGUGGCUGAGUAGCCAGAGGGGGCCAGAGGGAGGAUUUGGUUCCACACAGGACACUGUUAUUGCUCUCCAAGCUCUGUCUCUCUAUGCAUCUUUUAGUGGCGCCGAGGCAAUUGAUAUGAACAUUAAGCUCACAUCCAAGCCCUCUCUGAUGGUAACAAGCUUUACAAUAAACUCCACAAACUAUUUAACAGUUAGUCAACGACAGAUCAACAUGAACACGUCAGUUCACAUGGACAUCUUCAUUGAGGGAAGAGGAUUUGCCUUAUUUCAGAUAAACAUAUUUUACAAUUUGGAGAGCCUGGCCUUGUCUCAGGCACAAAGGCAUGCCACAAGCCACGAGGCCUUUGAACUGAGAGUUGAGGUGUCGGACGAAGAAACGGACACAAACCAUAUCCUUUUAUCCGUCUGCGCCAAACUGUUAGACAGUCAGAGUAUCAAUCAGACAGGAAUGGCCCUUCUAGAUGUCCAGAUUCUGAGUGGAUUUACGUUACGUCCGAAUGGCAUUGAGACAAAUGAUCUGGUGAAGAGCGUGGAGCCUCACCCUGGGAGAGUGGCGCUGUAUUUGGAUUCACUGGGGAAAGAAGAGCAGUGCGUCAACGUGUCCCUCGUGAGACAGUUCAAAGUGGCCCAUGUGCAGCCAGCACUGAUCCAAGUGUUCGACUACUAUGAGCCUCGGCGGAAGGCCGUGAGACUGUACAACUCCAAGGUGAUGCGUGACCUCCCCAUCUGCACCUUCUGUGGAGACACGUGCAGUCAGUGUUGGGGUAAAAUGACCACCAGUGAUACCACAACUAUUUACUCGAGAAACAGCGCCAUCUACAGUCUGGGGUGUUUACUAUUUUUUGUCAUCAGAAUGUGCUUCUGACUUGUUCUCAAAAAUGUAAUGUGUAUAUAUAUUAGUGAAAUGUCAUAAAUCAUAUUGUCAAGUCAUGGCAAGGAAUCAUCAGAAAGAUACCCCAUAACAACAAGAUGUAUAUAAGAUUAUUAGACUAGACUAGAUUAUUCCGGAUAACUUUAUUUUAGGUGUCUCAGCCCCUAUGUAUUAUUUUAUAAAAGGUUUAAACAAAAUAUUGCUAUAACUCCAUUCACCAUUUCUACACCUAACUCAACAUUCCCAAUUGCACCACAAAAGUAAAACUGCAACUUCUGUUUACGCAACAUACAGUGUGUUUCUAUUUCAUCAACUUAAAUGAAAUAUUAGGUGUCUCAUGCCAAAGACAUGCAGUGGGGCCUGUUCAUCUUUAACGACUUGUUUAUGUGUGCACAUUUAGGUUUCUAAUUAAAUAUGGAGAGUUGGCACAUUCAGAUAUUAAACAUGACAUGUACUCUAAGCAAGCCAGGUCUUUAUAAUCAUCAAUCUGUUUAUGGCUCAGAAGACAAUGGUAGCGUUAGUCACAUGGGAAAUUAAAUCUUUGAUACAUAGUGUGACGAUUUACCCACAUAAAUGAUUCAAACUAAUUCAUUUGUCUGCUGACUUACAGAGGCCACUUUCUCCACUGAAUUUGUUAGUGUCUUUGGAUUUCCAUUGAAACUGAUUUGUUAUGCAACAGAGACGACUGUUUAAUAACUUGAGGUUGU